Rhinolophus ferrumequinum (greater horseshoe bat) is the source of this 5377-nucleotide messenger RNA. It is a transcript of the gene DNAJC3, whose product is annotated as DnaJ heat shock protein family (Hsp40) member C3. Gene Ontology annotation, biological process: protein folding in endoplasmic reticulum. The transcript is spliced from 12 exons. Gene Ontology annotation, molecular function: misfolded protein binding; protein-folding chaperone binding. NCBI's taxonomy places the organism in Eukaryota, Metazoa, Chordata, Mammalia, Chiroptera, Rhinolophidae. The coding region runs from base 167 to 1681 and encodes 504 amino acids. The record is from RefSeq and is a predicted model, not a curated record. Gene Ontology annotation, cellular component: endoplasmic reticulum.
GCGUAGAGUCGUCCGGGCCCCGCCCACCGCUGCCUGCCUCUGCUGGGCGCCAGCUGCUGCUUAGGCCUGAAAGAAGGCCGACGACGGGCGGGUGCUGCUGCAUCGUGAGUGCCAGCCGGGGCUGGUGGGUCCCGCACCCUUGUUUCUCACCGGCGUGCUCUCGGACAUGGUGACCCCCAGCUCUGUGACCAGCCGACUGGGCUCGGUGUUCCCCUUCUUGUUGGUACUGGUCGACCUGCAGUACGAAGGUGCUGAAUGUGGAGUAAACGCAGAUGUUGAGAAACAUCUUGAAUUGGGCAAGAAAUUACUUGCAGCUGGACAGCUAGCGGAUGCUUUAUCGCAGUUUCAUGCUGCAGUAGAUGGUGACCCAGAUAACUAUGUUGCUUACUAUCGGAGAGCUACUGUCUUUUUAGCUAUGGGCAAAUCAAAGGCAGCACUUCCUGAUUUAACUAAAGUGAUUGAAUUGAAGAUGGAUUUCACUGCAGCAAGAUUACAGAGAGGUCACUUAUUACUCAAACAAGGAAAGCUUGAUGAAGCAGAAGAUGACUUUAAAAAAGUGCUCAAGUCUAAUCCAAGUGAAAAUGAAGAAAAGGAAGCCCAGUCCCAACUUACAAAAUCUGAUGAAAUGCAGCGUUUGCGUUCACAAGCACUUGAUGCUUUUGAAAGCUCGGAUUAUACUGCUGCUAUAACCUUCCUUGAUAAGAUUUUAGAGGUUUGUGUUUGGGAUGCAGAACUACGGGAACUUCGAGCUGAAUGUUUUAUAAAAGAAGGGGAACCUAGGAAAGCGAUAAGUGACUUAAAAGCUGCAUCAAAAUUGAAGAAUGACAACACUGAGGCUUUUUAUAAGAUCAGCACACUGUACUACCAACUAGGAGACCAUGAACUGUCCCUCAGUGAAGUGCGUGAAUGUCUUAAACUUGACCAGGAUCAUAAAAGGUGUUUUGCACACUAUAAACAAGUAAAGAAACUUAAUAAGCUGAUUGAGUCAGCUGAAGAGCUCAUCCGAGAUGGCAGAUACACAGAUGCGAUCAGCAAAUAUGAAUCUGUCAUGAAAACAGAGCCAAGUGUUUCCGAAUAUACAAUUCGUUCAAAAGAAAGGAUUUGCCACUGCUUUUCUAAGGAUGAGAAACCUGUUGAAGCUAUUCGAGUGUGUUCUGAAGUUUUAAAUACGGAACCUGACAAUGUGAAUGCUCUGAAAGAUCGAGCAGAGGCUUAUUUAAUAGAAGAAAUGUAUGAUGAAGCUAUUCAGGAUUAUGAAACUGCUCAGGAACACAAUGAAAAUGAUCAGCAGAUUCGGGAAGGUCUAGAGAAAGCACAAAGACUAUUGAAACAGUCGCAGAAACGAGAUUAUUAUAAAAUCUUGGGAGUAAAAAGAAAUGCCAAAAAGCAAGAAAUCAUUAAAGCAUAUCGAAAAUUAGCACUGCAGUGGCACCCAGAUAACUUCCAGAAUGAAGAAGAAAAGAAGAAAGCUGAGAAAAAAUUCAUUGACAUAGCAGCUGCUAAAGAAGUACUCUCUGAUCCAGAAAUGAGGAAGAAGUUUGAUGACGGAGAAGAUCCCCUCGAUGCCGAGAGCCAACAAGGUGGUGGCGGCAGCCCUUUCCACAGGAGCUGGAACUCAUGGCAAGGCUUCAAUCCUUUCAGCUCAGGCGGACCUUUUCGAUUUAAAUUCCACUUCAAUUAAACCAGCUGUUAUUUGUUGUUCUUCCUUAAUUUUUUUAAAGAUUAAAAACAAAGAAACCUUGUUCCAGGAUCCUAAUGAAAAUUUCAAAUCUUUCAGUUUGUCCAUGACCAAAGAGUUGUUUUAUAGGAAAAAUUUGUUCUUACCAUUUUACCCUUGAGGUUGAUGGGUUUGUGAGGGCAGGGAGGCGAGGAAUGUUCUAGUUCUGACCAAAUAGCCUGUGUAUAUGUUGUGACUGUCUGGAAGCAGUGGUCUGAGGCAGGCUCCCCUGUGGGAGCGCUCACAUAGUGUCUAUUUUUCUACACUGCGGCCCGUAGAAAUUGCCUGGCGUAGUACGUCAGCGCCCACGUGGAUAAGGAGCUGCCAACUUCCUGAGCAUGGGUUGUAUUCAGUAUUCUAACAAGAAGAUUGACAUUUUGAGCUAUAUGUUCUUAGGGACAACUUUGCUUAGAUUUUGGUCAGUCCAGUGACUUGCAAAUAUUUGUUAAAUUACAGAGCCACACGCACUUCCAUCUCCCUCUAGCAUGAACACGGCUGUCACUGAAGGACGGGCAGAGCCCAUCUUUUAGAGAACCUGCUACGAAAUGGUAGUUGGUAUAGCCAGGUUUAGACUUUGGAUUGAUGAUAAGCAUAUACUUUGUAUUAUUAUUUUUUUGUUUAGUACCUGCAAUAGAAUACUGAAAACCACUGAAAUAGAAUUAAUUGUAAAACCUCUGGGCCCUUUUGUUUAAUAUGAAACUAACACAUUAACUUAAAAGAUAAGUUAUGUAUAAAAUCAGUUCAGCUAAUACAGCAGUGGUAUUAUUUAAAAUAAUAUUGCUGAACUGCAGAGUGAAAUACUUUUAACAACUGAAGUUGUGAGUUAAACAGAAUUUCCUGUAACAGGAUUGGCUUAGAAAUGUAAAGUUGCUCAGUCAACAUAAAUAGCAUACCCUGUUUCCCACUUUUAAUAAAUACAUUGGCACAGCUUCUCUUACCUUCUGGCUGACCCUUUGGGGCUGUAGUAACCCGCACGUGGGACCUGUUUAAGAUGGGCGCUAAAUAGCAGACCUGUUCUCUUUACCAGACCUUGAUGCCUCUAGAUGUUCUCCUGCCUAGAAAAAAACACAGGUUUACAAAUCUAGUCAGCUCUGGCUAUAUUUCCACUAUCACCAUGGCAACUUUUCUUUGGAUACCUUCUUACCCUUUAAGAAAUGAACUAUUCAAUCUUUGUAUAUUCGAUAAUUUUUUCCUUAAAAAAAAGUGUUUAAUCAAGAACAUUAAAUAUUUAUGGAACUAUUGAUGCUGCAUUUAAAAUCUAAGAGAAUUACUUUAGAUAAGAAUUAUUACCUUUAUUCUAGAAAGGUUUUUGUGUUUGCCUCAGAGCAUUUUGAAGCAUUUUAAGCCGUAUGGGUCUAAUAUAUGGUUUUUAUGAAAUCAAGCAUUUUAAUUUUAGUUGUGGGUGGCAUCCUGACCAGUAAUAUCCACAACAGCCAAGCACAAAUCAUUUUCUUCUACAGUCAUCCUGAAACGUGGAAAAAAUUUUUUUAAACUGAGAGACAAAAAUAGUUUAGUUGGGGAAAACACAUAAGUGCUUUUUGCGUCUAUUUAGAAGUCUAUAUUUCUUACCAAUAAACUUAAUGCAUUUUGAAAACUAGUGAACAGCUUGCAGCUUUCAUUUUGCUUUAAUGUCUCCAAAUUCAAGCCAUUGCGACAAUAAUUUCUAAGGAAGAUUCAUUUUUUGUUUAUUUAAUCUCAGUAAUCUCAUUACUUAUAUAAGAAAUACUUUUUUUUUCCAAUCUGGUUCUUUUGUAUGUACUGUCACUGUGACCUCUUUGAAAUCUAACACUGGCCUCCAUCUACUUUCAAAAUGAAGAAUUUUCACACACAGUCAGAACAAAGGAAAUAUCACAUCACUCGCCCUCCCUUCAGAGAGGAUGGGAAGUUGCCCACAAGACGGAGCCAGAGGGAGUCAGGAGGGUUCGGACUGGGCUGCGUGGGCGCUGCAUCCCGCACAGCCUCGCUGCCUGCAACCUGCUGUUUGCAUUAUCUUUUCUCCACUUACAAUAAUUCCUCUUUGUAAAGUCUUACUGUGGAUUUAAGUAAGUCAUCGUAACACAUGUGCAGAGUGCUUUGCCUGUUUUCAGAGAAGAAAGAGUAAAAGCUAUCAUGCCACGUGCCAAUGCCACUGAGAAAUUAAUUCUCCGGAAUUUGUUGUUUUGCUGACUAAUGAAGAAAACAACGGCCUUUCAGUUCCAGCCUUGAUGGGCAUCAGUCUCUGGCACCCACCUGAAUGGGAAGACGGUGGUCACUCCAUGUUUCUUUAACAGGAAGAAAAACGUGUGUCAAGGGAUAGUCGUUCCUCUUGCCGGCCUGAUGGAGAUCGUGAUGCAGUGGGACUCAGAUGACAGAGAAAGUGCUGGACGUGUGUUUAGGCUACUUUCACUUACCGCUCUCUGGUCUCCUUUUGCAGACUGCAGGUGCCCAGUAACUUUUAUGGCUCUUUCUGGAAAAGUAAAAUCAGGGGUGCACUCCGCCUUACCUGUAUAAUUUUCCUUCUUAAACUCCUCCUUUCCUUUUUGGUGAGCUCUGGAAGUGAAGUGUCACUGGUAUGUACAUUGUGGAUAUUUUCCACAGCAGCAAGUAUUAAACACAUCAGCCUAUAAAUGUGAAAAAGUUCUAAAAAGAGAAUAAAUUAAUUUAUUGCUCACUUCUGAAAGUUUGUGCUUUCUUACCAUGGAUAAAUGAAAACCAGUAAUUUACUGAUGUGACUUGGAUGUAACAUAAUACUAAUUUUAAAGUAUCUUUAGUCAGUAUUAAAAGUUUUAAGUAUCAGUAUGGAAACAACUUUUGGGGACUCUGAUAAUACAAUGUAAAAACUACCCACAAAUUUUUUAAGAGAAAAAUACUCCUAAUAACCGAGUAGAAAAAAAAAGUUAAUAGAACCACAAUUUGAAAUUGGCACCAUUUUCUAUUCAUGGUGGGAAAUUUCAGAUUUCACCUUUAAAGGUAUGAAAGUCAUCAGAAGUUGUAUGUGAGAUAUACCAUGAAAACAAAUGCAUAAGACGCUUAGGUUAAAAAUGGUUCCUCAGUCAGGUCUGCGUUAGACCAGCUGACUUAAAGGUACAGGGCACCGGUGACAGGCCUGGCAAAGUUUUCACUGGGUACACACAUCAAUGGCAUCUCCUAGAGAAAUUCCUGCAACUUUGUUGAAUGUACUUUACUUUUCCAUAUUUAUAAAGGAAGAAGGCAAAUGGUAAUUUGUCAACAAAUAAUAUCCUUAUUCUAAAUCAGAUCAUUCCUUGUAGUAGAGUUUACUCUGUAAUUGCAAAUAUUGUUAAUAGGUGGGGACAAUUUUUUUUAACAGAUGAUCUCAUUUGCUGAAUGAUUUGAGAGUAAAAUUAGCCACUGCGUGGCUUUGUGUAUAGUAACAGGUUUUGUUGCACUCAUCUGUGGUUGAACCUCUUACCUGUCGUGGAAAGCAGAGUGCAGAGAAGGUAAAAACUGGAGAUGUUUGAGAAGUGAAAAUAUUACUCUUACUGUAAGGCCACAGUUGGCUUUGAAUGAGACAAGACUAAAUAUCCUAAUCCAUCUCAAUUUAGUGUUUUAAUAAAAAAACUGAAAAUUAGUUGAAAUGGUCUCAGACAUGUCUACAAUAUGGGUACUAUUUUUAUGCCCGUGUAUUUUCACAUUUAAUAAAAAUAUUUAUGGUCAAAAUCA